Plasmodium coatneyi is the source of this 744-nucleotide messenger RNA. RefSeq lists its product as uncharacterized. The record is from RefSeq and is a predicted model, not a curated record. Gene Ontology annotation, biological process: small-subunit processome assembly; endonucleolytic cleavage in 5'-ETS of tricistronic rRNA transcript (SSU-rRNA, 5.8S rRNA, LSU-rRNA); endonucleolytic cleavage in ITS1 to separate SSU-rRNA from 5.8S rRNA and LSU-rRNA from tricistronic rRNA transcript (SSU-rRNA, 5.8S rRNA, LSU-rRNA). Gene Ontology annotation, cellular component: nucleolus. NCBI's taxonomy places the organism in Eukaryota, Apicomplexa, Aconoidasida, Haemosporida, Plasmodiidae. The transcript is spliced from 2 exons. Gene Ontology annotation, molecular function: RNA binding. Bases 1 to 744 code for a protein of 247 amino acids.
AUGGACGAAGAUAGUGAAAAAGCAGAGGAGAGGCAACCGCCCGCGUUGGAAGGCAACCAUGGGGAAGGGGAAGAGAACCAUCCUGGGGACAACCCCCCAACGGACGAACGAUUCCAAUUCAACGACAACCUGUGGAAGCGCGUCAGGAAGGAGGAAUCCAAAAAGGGCAUUGUUUACCUGGCGGACGUACCAAUAGGGUUAACUGCAUCCCGGUUAAGGGAAAUAUUCAGUCACUACGGGACGGUUAACAGAAUACAUUUAAAUCGAACGAAGGAUGAAGGAGAAGAAGAAGGGAAAGGUUUCCUCUCCUCCCAUAUGAGGAAGAAGGAUGGAAAAAAUUUAGGGGAAAAAAAAAAAAAAAAAAAUGGUCAAAUAUCAAGAUGGGACAACUUCCUUUGGAGUGAAAUCACAUCGUCUGCCCUCUAUCGAAGAAUGUCCAGGAAGGACAAAUUAACCCAUGCAUUGAAGGACAUGUAUAAAGGGUAUGAGGCCUACGUGGAAAAAAAUGGAGGCUCCUAUCAUGGGAAGGUUAGGAGUGGGGGGAUCCAAAAAGGGGACCGACCACAGAACAGGAAAAAGGAGGGUCCUCAUAUGAAGAGGUCAGUUUGCCCACUCCGGUUUGUCACGGUGAAGAAGGGGGAGGAGACAAAAAAGGUUCCCCUCGAAGUUUCCCACGAAGAGCCCCCCUCCUUGCGUCGCAACAACAACGCUGUUUCUGCGGACCUGCUGAAGAUGCUCAUGUAG